UUCUGAGCCAAUCGUUAGCCGGAGUGGGCGGAGCCGCGCGCCCAGCCGCUGCGUGUUAAGGGGGAGCGGCGGCGCACCGGCGGCAGAGAUGCGGGCUCCGGGGCCGAGGCCGUGGCCGGUGGGCGCUCUGCUACUGCUGCUGCUCUUCGGAGCGGCCGAGUUGGCGCCUAGGGUCCGGCGUGAGAGCGGCUACACCCCCGACUGGCCGAGCCUGGACUCCCGGCCGCUGCCUUCCUGGUUCGACGAGGCCAAGUUCGGGGUGUUUGUGCACUGGGGCGUGUUCUCGGUGCCAGCCUGGGGCAGUGAGUGGUUCUGGUGGCACUGGAAGGGCGAGGGGCGGCCAGAGUUCCAGCGCUUCAUGAGCGACAACUACCCCCCCGGCUUCAGCUACGCCGACUUCGGGCCGCAGUUCACGGCGCGCUUCUUCCAGCCGGAGCAGUGGGCCGGCCUCUUCCAGGCGGCGGGGGCCAAGUAUGUAGUCCUGACAACAAAGCAUCACGAAGGCUUUACAAAUUGGCCGAGUCCUGUGUCUUGGAACUGGAACUCUAACGACGUGGGGCCCCAUCGGGAUUUGGUUGGUGAAUUGGGGACAGCUCUCCGGAAAAGGAGCAUACGCUAUGGCCUCUACCACUCACUCUUAGAGUGGUUCCACCCACUGUACCUACUUGAUAAGAAAAAUGGCUUCAAAACACAGUAUUUUGUCACAGCAAAAACAUUGCCAGAGCUGUAUGACCUUGUUAUCAGCUACAAGCCUGAUCUGAUCUGGUCUGAUGGGGAGUGGGAAUGCUCCGAUACUUACUGGAACUCCACAGAAUUUCUUUCUUGGCUCUACAACGAUAGCCCCGUCAAGGAUGAGGUGGUAGUAAAUGACCGAUGGGGUAAGAACUGUUCCUGUCACCAUGGAGGAUACUACAACUGUCAAGAUAAAUACACGCCACAGAGCUUGCCAGGUCACAAGUGGGAGAUGUGCACCAGUAUCGACAAGUUCUCCUGGGGCUAUCGUCGGGACAUGGUGAUGUCUGAUAUUAAAGAAGAAUCUGAAAUUAUUUCGGAACUGGUUCAGACAGUUAGUCUGGGAGGCAACUAUCUUCUGAACAUUGGACCAACUAAAGAUGGACUGAUUGUUCCCAUCUUCCAAGAAAGGCUUCUUGCUGUUGGCAAGUGGCUAAGCGUCAAUGGGGAAGCUAUCUAUGCCUCCAAACCAUGGCGGGUGCAAAUUGAGAAGAAUACGACAUCUGUAUGGUAUACCUCAAAAGAAUCAGCUGUUUAUGCCAUUUUUCUGCAGUGGCCAGCAAAUGGAGUCUUGAACCUUAAAUCCCCCAUAUCUACCUCAACUACAAUGGUAACGAUGCUGGGAAUCCAAGAGGAUCUGAAGUGGUCCCCAGAUCCAGAUAAAGGGAUCAUUGUCCAUCUGCCCCAGUUGCUACCCUCUGCUAUCCCAGUGCAGUUUGCUUGGACUAUAAAGCUGACAGACGUGAAGUGAUCAUUUGAGUUCAAGAGGAAAGGGAUAAUACCACCUGCUGUUUGCUGCUUCAAUUUUCCUCUUAUAGUACCAUCAUUGUAAUACACCAACUUUUCUUCCCCACCCAGAGAUGGCUUUUCUAAUACAUUUUAAUCUGAGGAAUUGAGUACAUUA
This is a messenger RNA of Lemur catta (Ring-tailed lemur), 1636 nucleotides long. It is a transcript of the gene FUCA1, whose product is annotated as alpha-L-fucosidase 1. Gene Ontology annotation, biological process: glycoside catabolic process; fucose metabolic process. The coding region runs from base 89 to 1483 and encodes 464 amino acids. Gene Ontology annotation, cellular component: lysosome. Gene Ontology annotation, molecular function: alpha-L-fucosidase activity. The transcript is spliced from 8 exons. NCBI's taxonomy places the organism in Eukaryota, Metazoa, Chordata, Mammalia, Primates, Lemuridae. The record is from RefSeq and is a predicted model, not a curated record.